Molecule: messenger RNA, 554 nt
Organism: Podarcis raffonei (Aeolian wall lizard)
Lineage: Eukaryota; Metazoa; Chordata; Lepidosauria; Squamata; Lacertidae
Exons: 3
Coding region: 1-297 (98 amino acids)
Source: RefSeq, a predicted model, not a curated record
AUGUGCAGUGAGUUUUCGUGGCUGAAGCCAGGCGGGCAGCUUCUCAUCUCUGAUUAUUGCUGUGGGCCUCGCCCCUGGUCGAAAGCUUUCACGGAGUACAUCAGACGGAGGGGCUACAGCCUUCUCACACCCUGGGAAUAUGGCCAGGUGCUGCAGGAGGCUGGAUUCAGGCAGGUCCAGGCGUUGGACUAUACAGAGCGGAUGCUGUCAGCCUUGACUCAAGAGCUGCAAGAGCUGGAAAGAAGUCGGCAGCAAUUUGUCCAGGUGGGUCGGCAGAUUGGAGAUGAAGCAGCCUAGAGCUGAGCUUGUCUCUCUCCCUGUGUGGCUGCACACACACACACACACACACACACACACACACACACACACCUGUUGAAAACUGACAGACUUGGACCACAGGCAGCAGCAGCCUGUCCUGUUUCGUCACCCCUCUGCCAAAGCCUCGCUUACCAGGGUCACACGGCUUUGGCUUCCAGCUUCCGGGGAGAUCUUGCCAAAACCUGGAAGCCAGAGUCACUUCUCCGGUGACAGGGAAAAAGCAAGCAGAAGCAGUG